CUCAUAUACCCGACACACAAGUCUAUCCUCGCCAGUGCUCGUCCGUCCGUCCCAUCUCCCGUCUCCCGCCUCUCGACCAUGAACAACACCGCGGGCAACGCCACCGCAGGCAACGACACCAGCAGCGGCAACAGCUCCGCGAUCUCGCUCCCGCCCUCCCUCGACCUCCCCCCGCACCUCUCUGCCCAGAAGUACUUCUUUGUCUGCACCCUCACCGUCGCUGCCUGGGAUGUCCUCGUCCUCACGCCCCGCACAUGGCGCCUCAUGAAGCAGCAGGGCUGGCCGCUCCUCAAGCUCAUCUACUACUUCCUGCGUCUCUACGUUCCCGCAGAGUUCACUAUCGUUGGGGUCGCUUUCUUCGACACCGCGUGGUCGCAGGCGCAAUGCCAGAAGUUCUUCCUCUUCGAGCCCGUCUGCACCGCCAUCUUGCUUGCUAUCACGUCCUUCGUCCAUGUCUACCGCAUCCACGCCAUAUACGAGAAGAGCAGGUCUGUUCUCUAUGGUAUGGGCAGCCUCUACGCCGUGCAGAUCGUCGUGACUGCCAUUUGCUGCGGCUUCUACCGAUCAACGCCUCUUGAACCGGGUCAAGGCUGCAUAGCAGAGCCCAAACACAGCUGGGUGGGCAUAUAUUGGUUGUCAGCGACUAUACUCUACACAGUUUCCUUCGUCCUUGCCGUCAAACGCUCGCACAAGGCAUGGAGUGCAAAGCAUGUCAACCUCUGGAAACUCAUGCUCCGAGAUGGCCUCAACCUAUAUGCGGCGAUCUGGCUCGUCAACAUGGUCAACAUGCUCUUCUGGUUCAUCAUCACGCCCACUGGCCCCGAGGACCCCAUCCGGACCAUUGUGACCAGCAUGGCCGCGGUCCUGACGGCCUCCAUGACCAUGCGCAUCAUCCUCGCGGUGCGCGGGCCGCUCACGAACGGCGGGCGCUAUGCCGGCUCGAAGGUCACGCGGUCCGCAGGCACGAUCCGCUCGCAGCGCGCGGCGGGCGGCGUGGGCACGAACCCGGUGCUGUCGGUGCAGCAGGUGCAGCCCGCUAUGUACACGGUGCCGCUCGGCGCGGAGAACAAGACCGGCGACUGGGCGGGCGAGGACGGCAAGAGCAGCGUGCACGAGGGCGAGAAGGGCGGAGGCAUAUACCCGAUCGAGCCCGUGAACGCCGACGGAGACGGCGAUGAGGGCGUCAAAAUCACGAUCGACACCGAGACGCACUCGCAGCUGAACGAGUACGCGCUGGAGAAGUAGGGCCUGCGGUGGCUGCGGUGCGUGUGUAUCAUGAGUGGGCUUGCUUCGUCUUUCCGUGCUUGCAUCUGGAUCUGUGUGUACCUAUCAGCUGUCCUCGUUCUUCUUUAUUUAUCGCUUGAUCUACCGUCGCUCUCUAAUGUCUUGCGCAAGUAUCUAGAUAGGAUGUACCAUACCUGACGCAUGCGGUCAUGGGCUAGCUAGAAAAUCAACAUAAAAGACAAAGAAUGGCCGCAA
This is a messenger RNA of Postia placenta MAD-698-R-SB12, 1479 nucleotides long. RefSeq lists its product as hypothetical. The record is from RefSeq and is a predicted model, not a curated record. The transcript has 7 exons. NCBI's taxonomy places the organism in Eukaryota, Fungi, Basidiomycota, Agaricomycetes, Polyporales, Adustoporiaceae. The coding region runs from base 79 to 1245 and encodes 388 amino acids.